Molecule: messenger RNA, 4864 nt
Organism: Carlito syrichta (Philippine tarsier)
Lineage: Eukaryota; Metazoa; Chordata; Mammalia; Primates; Tarsiidae
Gene: GTF2A1
Product: general transcription factor IIA subunit 1
Exons: 4
Biological process (GO): transcription by RNA polymerase II; transcription initiation at RNA polymerase II promoter
Cellular component (GO): transcription factor TFIIA complex
Source: RefSeq, a predicted model, not a curated record
GCCAGCUUCUUCAGGUGGUCAGAGCAGCCAAUGGUGCCCAGUAUAUAUUUCAGCCUCAGCAGUCAGUGGUUCUGCAACAACAAGUUAUACCACAAAUGCAGCCUGGUGGGGUACAAGCUCCUGUUAUACAACAGGUACUGGCUCCUCUCCCUGGAGGGAUUUCACCACAGACAGGUGUCAUCAUCCAGCCUCAGCAGAUCUUAUUUACAGGAAAUAAGACUCAAGUUAUACCUACAACAGUGGCAGCACCUACACCAGCCCAAGCACAGAUUACUGCAACUGGUCAACAGCAGCCACAGGCCCAGCCUGCUCAGACACAAGCUCCGUUGGUGUUACAAGUUGAUGGAACUGGGGAUACAUCGUCUGAGGAAGAUGAAGAUGAGGAGGAAGACUAUGAUGAUGAUGAAGAGGAAGACAAAGAGAAAGAUGGAGCCGAAGAUGGGCAGGUGGAAGAAGAGCCCCUGAAUAGUGAAGAUGAUGUGAGUGAUGAGGAAGGACAGGAACUCUUUGACACAGAAAACGUUGUUGUUUGCCAAUAUGAUAAGAUACACAGAAGUAAAAACAAAUGGAAAUUUCACCUCAAGGAUGGCAUUAUGAAUCUUAAUGGAAGAGAUUAUAUAUUUUCCAAAGCCAUUGGAGAUGCAGAAUGGUGAAGAGCUGCUUGUUUUAUAAACAAAACAAAGAAACUUUUAAAAAAUUUAAAGUGGACAGUUUGAAACUUGGGACAUACGACAACCAAAACUUCAUUUCUGCAUGUCAGAAAAGUGCAGUAGAAGCAAAGCUACUGGAACAAAGAUAGACCUUGACAACAUAGACACUACUUCUCGCUGGCAAGCCAUGGAACUGUAGCACCUGGGGUCGUUGGGGUGGGGGGUUGGGGUUUUGUGUAGGAAAACCGUAACUGUCGAUUUUAAAUACAGGUACCUGCCACCAGUAAUUAGCAUGUAAAGCUUUGUCUAUGUUCCCUCCUCCAACUUGGGUUCAGUCAGAAGAUAUGUGUUAGAAUGAACUGAAGAAACUUCCCUUUUGAUAGAUUGAACUGAAACUGCUUAUUGUAUGUGGUUAUAUUUGGUAAAAUUUGCGUGUGAGCUUUUUACAAAAGGGUAAGAAUUAUGGUGUUGAAUUUUAGUUCAUUGUAUAAGAAAACAGUUUAAAACUCUCAUAAAAGGUCUUACAUAUUUUUACUUGCUAAUUUCCUUCAGUAAUAUAUACCUCUUCCUUUCUUGCUUUAUGAAACAUCUAUUUAAGAUUUAGAGGAAGUAAUCAGUGGCCAUAGUUUGUAGACAAAAUUUGACCCAGGAAUGAAUAUUUAUUUUAUUGAGGUUUUCAUACUUAAUUAAAUAUAAUUAAAGACUUGGGUCUUUUCUGAGUUGAGUGGAAUUAAAAUGACAACUUUAAUUUCCUUACAGAAAAGCAAUAUUUGUUUCUUUUAGCCCCACACCUUAAAAGGAAACCCCAGAUUGGCUCCUCAGGAAUACAGCUUUAUUUCACAAAAGUACCAUCUAGCUGAAAUUGUAUAUACGUAAGUGUAUGUAGAUUUUUCCUGUUGGGUUGAAGUCUGUGCUUAUAUAUGUGUUUAGUCUUCAAGCUAAACACAAAAAGAAUACCCUGUACAUUGAUUUAAACAUAAGGCAGGUGGUGAGGACCUGGAUUUUUAGUAAACUUAGUAAUUACAAAAGUUCGUUGUGUUUACAAGUAAAGAAUUUUUUAAAAAUCUAUUAUUCUAAUUGAACAAAUUUUUAAAAGCAACUUUGUAACUUGAGGGGGAAAUUUGGGGGGUGAAGGGGUGGGCCACUAAGUACCUAGUUACCUCUCUUUCAUUUGGUGGUCCUCCAGGCCAUUGAUAAUAUAGACAUGGGCUCCAGUUUGCACAUCGGGAAGAAAGCAUAGAAAUUUGACUUGUAUAUUAAAAUAAUAGAAGUGUAUAUUAAAAGUGCAUAGCUCUGUAUUCUGUAAGGGACUCUCAAGAACAAUAUGGCGCUGCUGUGUUCAGUGUGAAUUAGCUGCCUGGGAGAACUGUAGGAAUGCUCAUCUUCACCUUUGUGUUCUGACAACUAAUUCAACUUUCCAUGGUUUAUCUUGACAAAAUUUACAUGUGUUUAAAUUACUUGUAUUUUUUUUAAUUUUAAUUUUUUUGUCUUCCUUUUAUUUGCUUUUGCGUAUUUCCAGAAGUAACACAUAAACACUUUAAAGUACUUUACAAAGAAGAAAACUGUGAGCUAUUAUAUAGUAUUUCUUUCUUUUUUAACACCAAUCUUUAAAUUUUUCAAAAAUGCUAAUCAAUUUUCUUUUCUUUUUUUUUGCCUAUUUCUUAACUUGGUUUCUAUCUUAUGUUCUGAACUUUGAUGUAAGUGGUGGUGUCUUGCAUGCUAGUAGCUAGAUUUUAUUUAGAUUAUGCCAUAAUUGGUAAUACGGUUUUUAUUUUGACUAUAUUAAUAGUUUUUUGAGGGGAAGUUUAUUUGUUUACCCCACUGUUCUCAAAGCACACAGAGUUUUUUGUUUUUGUUUUGGGUAUUUUUUUUUGUUUUUUUUUUAUUAGUAAGACUGGGAGAAGAAGAAAAGGAAGAGAAUGACAUCAUGGAGGUCCUGUUGCUCAGUUGUCCUUCAGGAUAGUUGCUAGGUUUAUAUUUACUCAAUGAAGAAGUCAACGACCUGAACUACCUAUAAAAAUGUAGCAGUGCUGCAGUGUUACUUAAGGAAACCCUUUGGCUAUCUAGUAGUUUUUAUGCUACUGAAACUGGGAUUACUGUAUGAUAUUCUUGGGCCCUCCAAGUAGAGAACGUUCAUAUUCGUAGUAGCAUUGUAUACUGGCCUGUUUUUAUAACUUUGCUUUUCAGAACAACCACUGCUUUUCAGAGUGGUUAUUUUGUUAUUUUGAAGCAGGAAAUAACCAUUUGUAUUUGCACCUGUGUAUUGCAUAUUAAUGAUGGUAUACUUGGCAAAUGCUUUUCUUUUACCUGUGAAAAUUUUGAAAGCCGGUCCAAACAACAUUGCAUACCAAAUUGUGCUCUUAUAUAUUAUUGCAUCGUGUUUCCUUUUAAUCAAAUAGCAUGUUUUAGUUUUAUUAUAGUAGCUUUUGCUAUAAGAAUGUCACUUGCUUAUCUUUUAUUGUACUUGAAUUCUUAAUCAUGCUUUUAACAUUUUUAUUUAACAAAUCAUUUUAUAUUAGCUUCCAUUAAAAUGUCAUUCCUUUGAAAAGGCAAGGGAUUCCCACUUUCAGAAUUUUAAAGUGAAAGUAGCAUGAAACAAAGGUGGAAAAUAGUUCAGACUUGGUAUUGUGAAAAUAAGUAAUGGUUUCUAGAGAGAAUUUUUUUAAAUUUGCACAAAUGGAGAUGGCACCUUUUACUUUUGAAAGAUGUAACAUUAAUUAACAGUGCUGAAGAAAAUCUACACAAAAUUACAAGAUAAAGUGUGGAAAUGUGUGCCUUUCAGUAUACACACUCUUGCUUGGUGGUCAUUUGGUUAAUCAGAUCACUCAAGAGAGCACAUUUAAUUUCUAUGGAGUGCCACAUAUGGCUAAAACAACUCUUUAAUGUGCAAUUGAUUUCUAGAGUAAAAUGUCUGUUACAUGAGGGGGAUCUUUAUAUUGGGCUUUUAUAUUUUUUAAAUGUUCACAUUUCCUUCUGUUAAUUAAAUGUUAUCAUAAUGUCACAUUUACACUGUUGCCUCUUAAAAUCAAAGCGACGCUGAUGUAACUCUCCUAAGGAUACAUUAAAAUUUGAGCAGUGUGUGUAGUGGUUAAAAUGUGUUCUUAAUGAGCACAAUAUUCUGGUUUUAGAGAACAAGAACAUAAAAUAUAAUAGCUUUUGUAUAAAGAUUUUCUUUUAUUAUCGUGAAAAUCAAAGGUUUGGUUUCCUUUUUUUUUCUGGCUUUUAUGGAAGAAUGAAAAGAGUUGUCUCUAGGAUAAUAUUUGAUUAUCUCAUAGCAAUAAUGUCACCAUUAUUAUCAGAGGGUAAAUAUGCCUUGUAUAAGAAAACAUACAUAAUUGCCUCUUGGGAGUUACCUUUAUAGCUUAGCAUUUUCUUCCACUUGAGAAAAUUCCCAUAUUUUCAGAUGAGUUCAUCUUGAACUUUUUUGAGCUUUUGUGCAAUGUAAAAUUUUAUUGAUCCAUCUUUGUACAUUUUCAUUUUAUUUCAUAUGUGUUUCUCCCACCUACUUGUCUGAAUCAGUUAUAGCAGAUUUUGAAUUCAUUGGUUAAAAAAUAGUUGUUUUUAUAUAUUUCCUCAUGGGUUUAUGUUAAAUAGUUUUGCAUUUAAUCCUCUGUUAUACUGUGGAAAUUAUUCUGAAGUUUAUAUUUGUCCCUUUUUAAGCCUGCCUUACUCUGUCUUUUGUCAUUUUCUAUGGUUUAAGGAAAUACACACCAAACUGAUAUUUUUGUUUAUUUUGAGGAACAAAAGAAACUUAUUCUCUUCUCUUUUAAGGGAAGAACUACAUUGAGUUAGUAACUACUCUUGCAGUCAAGGUUCCUUAAAUCAGUCCAGUAUGCAUCAGGGCUAUAAUUUUAGGGGAGGGGCUAAUCCUCUUUGCUGUUUUGAGCUACUAUUGUCAACUGCUGUUGUACAUACUGUUAUGUGUAAGGGCGUAAAUAUAUUUAUUAUGUUUGUAAAAUUCAUUCUGUACAAUUGCAGAUCAAAGUUGCUCUUCUGUGAUAUACGGAAUAUUAUGUUUUAAAGACCAUCUUGGAAUACAAUUAGAGAACUUAGUAUUUUGAUGUACUAAGACCUAUUUUAAGUUUAAUAUUUUACCUUUGCAAAAACUUUAAUUAAAGAUGUUAUUUAAAAAAAGUAAUGUUGCUUGCUUUGCUUACUAGUAUAUGAUAUUGUUAUAGAUAAUUGAAUAAAAUUAUACAAUUUAGAAAGGAAAA